This is a messenger RNA of Colletotrichum aenigma, 606 nucleotides long. It is a transcript of the gene NFYB, whose product is annotated as Nuclear transcription factor Y subunit beta. The transcript has 4 exons. Gene Ontology annotation, biological process: regulation of transcription by RNA polymerase II. Gene Ontology annotation, cellular component: CCAAT-binding factor complex; nucleus. Gene Ontology annotation, molecular function: protein heterodimerization activity; RNA polymerase II cis-regulatory region sequence-specific DNA binding; DNA-binding transcription activator activity, RNA polymerase II-specific. The record is from RefSeq and is a predicted model, not a curated record. NCBI's taxonomy places the organism in Eukaryota, Fungi, Ascomycota, Sordariomycetes, Glomerellales, Glomerellaceae. Bases 1 to 606 code for a protein of 201 amino acids.
AUGUCGGACUCCCCCCAAUCUCCUCCCAAGGAUGUCGAGCAAGGUGUACAAUCACCGGAAGAGGAACAAAUGAACGAGCCUCAAGACCCACAGUCCGGUGGCCUGGCCUACGCCGAGUUCGAGGUCAAGGAACAGGACCGCUGGUUGCCCAUAGCCAAUGUCGCCCGCAUUAUGAAGAAUGCUCUUCCCGAGAAUGCAAAGAUUGCGAAAGAAGCGAAGGAAUGCAUGCAAGAAUGCGUCAGCGAGUUCAUCUCAUUCAUCACCAGUGAAGCAUCGGAGAAGUGCCACCAAGAGAAGCGCAAGACGGUCAACGGUGAAGACAUCCUGUUCGCCAUGACAUCUCUGGGCUUCGAGAACUACGCCGAGGCACUUAAGAUCUACCUUUCGAAGUAUCGGGAACAAUCCCAGUCCAACAGAGGAGAGAGCUCCCACCGCCCCGGUAGCAGCGGAUACGGCGCUAACCCGCCAGCCGGCGCCGGAAGCUUCCAGGCUGAGCCUCAGAAUAACGUUCUCGGAGCUCAGCAGGGUGACGGCAGUGCCGACCCGAACUACAUGUACGGCGCUCAGACCGGACACAACGGCACGGGUGGCGCGGACGGCUACUAG